Messenger RNA from Mauremys mutica (yellowpond turtle), 1356 nucleotides. It is a transcript of the gene OCSTAMP, whose product is annotated as osteoclast stimulatory transmembrane protein. The transcript is spliced from 2 exons. Gene Ontology annotation, cellular component: membrane. The record is from RefSeq and is a predicted model, not a curated record. Bases 1 to 1356 code for a protein of 451 amino acids. Lineage: Eukaryota; Metazoa; Chordata; Testudines; Geoemydidae.
AUGUUAGAUGCAUGGUCUGCCUACUCAAAGCCGGUGCCUUCAAGCUGCAGUGAGCUCCUGACUUUAUUUCUUCAGUGCUGGUGCAUUGCUGUGCUGACAGGUGGCCUCCUCUAUAACUGGAUGUUCUCCUCGCUAGAGUAUCCAUUUCACCUCUCCUCUGCAAUUGCUGUUUCCUUCAGUCUGCUACUUCUACUGAUCCUCUUCUUGGUGCAUCCCGUCCGCUGCAUGUUCACCAUAAUCAUACCUACGUUGGGCACUAAACAAGGCCGGAGGCUGCUCUUGUCCACCUGCUUCAUGAUCGUGGCAGUUAAUACCAUACCAAACAUCAUGGACAACAUUAAAACCAUACUGCAGGUUAUUAAAUGCAUUUGCAAGAAUUACUCAGAAAGCCUUUUGACCUCAACAAUCCUAUUGGGAAAAGCUUCCAUGCAGUUUGGUCACCAAGUCAAAGAAGUCACUGACAAAAUGGCAGAUAACUUUCUGAUGCCCAGGAAUGGACAUUUUCAGUAUGCUGUGGAUCACCGUAGUUCCUGGGUGAGGGAGCAAAUGCUCAUUGCUAGUCAGAAGAUCAAGGAUGAUUUCUCUGCUGUCGAAUUGCUGGUCAAACAGGCAUUGCUGGUAGCCAACAGGGUGGCUGCUGGCUUCUUCCUGUUCUAUCUCCUUUUUGAGUCCGCUUGGUAUUUGAAAAGCUAUCUCACUAACCUCCGAUUUGACAACAUUUACAUCACCAAAAAGCUGAAGGGCGUGGCUAUGGACAAGAAAGCAGCCCAUCUGCUGACCAGCUCACCGAAAAAACUGAUCAGAUCCACAGGCCUGAAGCUGUCCCGGGAGGAAAUGAUGCUGUGCCUGGUGCGCAUGAUGCUCCCCUCUUUGGUCCUGAUGGUGACAGCGGUGAUCAUAGCAACGGACUACGUCGCCUUCCACUUGGCAGAUACAGCAAUGAAUGAGGUGGCUCAGUUUCCCACAGUGCCCAUAACGCUCAACAUUAAAUAUGAUGCCAAAAUAAACGCUCUGCCCUUUAUCGGGAAAAUUUUCAAUGGAGUCAUCUCUGGAGAACAACUCAUUGUGAACUUUGAAAGAACUUACCAGCAGAAUCUGACCUUCAUCUCUGCUGAUUGCACAAUGAAACGGCCAAGCCCCCCAAACAACUUUGUGGCCCUUGCUGUCGGAAUGCUCUAUUGCAUCAUCUAUGCCAUGAUAUUGCUGGAAACCUACGCACAACGUUUGCGUCGAAAAAUCUCUGCCUCCUUCUUCGAGACACAAGAAGAGCAGAGAGUCCAGUACCUCUGCAGGGUGCUAUUAAAGAAACAAGAAGAAGGAGCAGCAACCGCUGCAGAAGCUGAGAGGGAUUUGUAA